CUGCGAGUUGACAGCUAAGAGUAUUUAUGACAACAAAGAUAAUAAGUAAAUUGAGGGUGGAUGUUGCAAUAUUAUCUUCGAUUUGUUUAAUUGUCAUACAUUCCUGACGUGAUUAUGUUCUAGUCUAAAUACUUUUGAGGAUAGUUGUUCGAUCAAAAUGGCAUGUACUUCGUGCACAAAGCGCUACGGAUUUUUCUGUAAAGAGGUUGGUUGUCCAAAUUGUGGGUAUUCCUUUUGCACUAAAUGCCUAAAAAAGGAGGCCGAGGUACUGCGAUGUGGUGGUGCAAAACUGAAGGUGUGUUUGCGUUGUUUUGACAAAAUCGAAAAGGACAAGCUUCUUCAACAGAAUGCUCCAGUGAAAACAGCUUCCGAUGUCCUAAAAGUUGAUGAUCCUAAUCAAAGCCUUGCGGCUCCUCUAGAGCCAAUACAUUUAGCGAAGGAAGUGAAACCUCCAGAAGAUGAUAAUGAGGAUGAUGACGAAGAAGAUAAUGAAUUAGCUGACAAUUUAGACUACAUUAUAUCGAAAAAAUUGAAUAAACUAAAAGAGUCUGAAGAUGAAAAAAAAGCUUUGCCUGGCGAUAGCGAAUUAGCUGCACGUCUAUCCAAUUUGAAGGGGAUACCGCACAAAGAGUAUUCAAACAAGGAUAUUUUGCUGUCAACUGAUACGCGCACUGAUAAAGAGAAAAUCGAUGACCUUUUGAAACAAUUUGUAGAAGAGCGGGGCAUUGACGAUCAAGCUGGAACAGCCCUUGAUCCAAUUGCUGAUAUUGAACGGCGCCUUGCUUUGCUGAAGGGGGAUCCUAUACCUAGUCAAGGUAGCCAAGCAGGAACCUCCAAACGUGUCAAUAUUCCCGAGGAAAAAGAAGAGGACGAAGACGUUACUGUUAAAAAGGUUCUAGAUCAGUUUUUGGAAGAAGCCAAACUGCCAGAUGCACUGUUGUCGCGGGAAGAAAAGGAACUCAUCAGUGGCUUACCGCCGCCAAGUAAAGAUACUGAGGAGCUGCCCUGGUGCACAAUUUGCAAUGAAGACGCAACUAUUCGAUGCCUCGGAUGUGAUGGUGAUUUAUUUUGUGCGCAAUGCUUUCGGGAGUGUCAUGAUGAUGAGGAUUUUCGAGAACAUAAGAGCCAACCGUAUCAAAAGCCUUCAAAUUUCAAAGAGAAUCAUUUUUAAAUCACAUAAAAUGUAUGGUCGUGUCGUCCCGUUUUAUAUUUCAAUUAUUACAGUGAUAUUUCUUGUUAAAUCGGACUUGCAAGCUAUAUAAUAUAUUUUGUUUUUUAAGAAACAUAA
This is a messenger RNA of Hermetia illucens (black soldier fly), 1288 nucleotides long. RefSeq names its product abscission/NoCut checkpoint regulator. The coding region runs from base 158 to 1171 and encodes 337 amino acids. Gene Ontology annotation, molecular function: phosphatidylinositol-3-phosphate binding. NCBI's taxonomy places the organism in Eukaryota, Metazoa, Arthropoda, Insecta, Diptera, Stratiomyidae. The record is from RefSeq and is a predicted model, not a curated record. The transcript has 4 exons. Gene Ontology annotation, cellular component: centrosome; cleavage furrow; midbody. Gene Ontology annotation, biological process: mitotic cytokinesis checkpoint signaling; abscission.